AUGCCGGUGGUACAGAUGAUGGACACUUCGAGACCAGAUAGCUCUAGCAAUGGUGAGAGCAAGAACCAAACUGCGGAGAAUGAUACUACUGGUGCUAAUCAGGCUUUGGCUAUGGGUCCUGAGGACCCUAUUAAGUUUGGCCAGGGCGUUUAUAGCACGACAUUUAGGAAAAGACUCCACGUCACCAUUCCCGGACAAGGGAACGGCGGAUGCGCAAAAGCCAUCCUCCUAAACACGUUCUUCCUAGAGCCCUUCCUAUACUACUUAAACGAGAAGAAGGAGCCUAAGCUAUCUUCACUGUGGCCCAGGGCUCUAUCGUUUCCCUACAUGAUGUUCGGGGAUUUAAGCAUACACAUCUCACGGUUCGUGCCGUUGAUGAAGACCACUACCACGACAGCAGUUGUUAACGAUCAGGUGCAAUUCCAGGUCUCGCCGUAUAUGCUGAUAUGUAUCAGUAAUAAGAAUAGGCACAAUAGCCUUAUCCCAUGCAAACUUGAUCAAAAGAUUAAGAAUAUGGAGGGCACUACCAACAGCGGCUGGAAGAUAGCCAACAGUGACCUCUUACAAUGGCCAGUGGUGAAAACAAUGGGCCUAGGAGGAACGUACACCUUUAAGAAGCAUAUUCCUAAUCCACCCUUCCGCUACUAUUAUGCUAACACUAUGGGGCUUGAUCCAAAUGUUAAUCACUACCUCCCACACGACACUGACGAAAGAUCAUAUUUGGAGCCAUUCACAAACUUCGCACCUCCAGCUCAAGAUGAUGUUUUCCUUGCCCUAACGAUGCCGGAUGUGGGUGUCCUCGGAGAAUCCUCUAAUAAGACCAAUGUCUACGGCAAAUGCCUCAUAGAACUGUCGUUGGACGUUACGUUCAUGACGAAGCCUGUCGGUCACGAACACCUGGAGAAGGCUAUACCUCUAAUUAAAGCAGAUCUGUCUUCAAUUAACCAAUAUUCAUACUCGCGUUAA
Molecule: messenger RNA, 966 nt
Organism: Echinococcus granulosus
Lineage: Eukaryota; Metazoa; Platyhelminthes; Cestoda; Cyclophyllidea; Taeniidae
Exons: 1
Coding region: 1-966 (321 amino acids)
Source: RefSeq, a predicted model, not a curated record